This is a messenger RNA of Thecamonas trahens ATCC 50062, 1710 nucleotides long. RefSeq lists its product as uncharacterized. Lineage: Eukaryota; Apusomonadida; Apusomonadidae. Bases 1 to 1710 code for a protein of 569 amino acids. The record is from RefSeq and is a predicted model, not a curated record. The transcript has a single exon. Gene Ontology annotation, biological process: regulation of GTPase activity.
AUGGCCGACGAGGCCGAUGUCGCCGACGGCUCGGUGGUGGUCCUCGGCGGUCAUGCGUCCGAGUGCGGGGCUGGCGGCGGCGACGGGGUCAACUCGUCGUCGGCGUCGGCGUCGGCGCCGCGAUCGCCGCAGAACGAGCUCAUUUCAGAAGGCCUUUCGGCGUCGGCGGUCGGCUCGAUGUUUAUGACCUACAAGCUCGAUCAGGUGUAUGUGAUGGAUGCGAGCGUGUACAUGGGCCUGCAAGCGCUGAUGGUGGAGGAGCCGGGGGCGUUUGUGAGUGUGCUGCGGACGCUGGGCAACCAGUCGGAGCUCCUUGCGCGCGAGGUGUAUGCCUUCUACCGGCACCACGACCUCGCGGUGGCGCUGCUCAAGGUACUGAUGGCGGAGGCUGUGGCAACGACGGCAUCAGCGGGCACGCUCUUCCGGUCAAACACGAUUGUGACCAAGCUGGUACGCAACUUUAUGAAGGAUGCCGGACAGAGCUACCUGCGGACGAUCAUUGUGCCGCUCAUCGAGGAGCUUCGCGCGUCGGACAUGCCGCUAGAGGUAGACCCGAACCGGCUCGAUGCCGACGACGACCUUGAGGCGCACUGGCAGAACCUGCAUGUGGUGAUGGCCAAGACCAUUGCCGUCCUCCUCACCUCGGGCAACACCAUCCCGCAUUCGAUGAAGCGGGUCUUUUCUGAACUCCGCGCCCUGGUGGGCUCCGCGUGGCCCGACGACGAGCAUGUGCAGACAACGGCGGUCGGUGGGUUCUUCUUCCUCCGCUUUGUCAAUCCAGCCAUGCUCACGCCGGCGGUCAUGGGCCUCGAUGAGAUCAACCACCCGUCACCGUCGCAGCGGAGGGCGCAAACGCUGGUGACCAAGACGCUGCAGAACUUGUCCAACAUGGUAAUGUUUGGAAAGAAGGAGCCUUACAUGGACCGGAUGAACUCGCUCAUUGAGGAGCAGAUGCCGUACAUGGGCGAGUUUCUCGAUUCCAUUUCGAGCGAGCUUGCAGCAUCCAACGAGCGGACGUUCCCGCUGCCUGUGGUGCCGGGUAUCGACGCAUCGGUCGGCCGGACGCUCGCCCACAUCCACACCUUCCUGGACCGGGCCAGUGAUGCCCUGCAGACGCUUGCCGGUGCGCUCAGCGACUCCGAGUCGGAUGCAAGUCGUGAUGCUGCUUCGGGCGUGAGCCUCGACUUUGUCAACCGCCUUGCAGAGGUGGUCGGCGAGAUCUCGGGCGUCCGCGACACGACCGUGGCUGCGGCCGAAGAGGCCGGGCUUGCGCCGACGACGUCCGAGUCGGAUGCGAGCUCGCUGUCUCAGAUGAUGAACCGGCUGGCGGCCGGGGCGGUCUUCUACAAGUACAAGAUGUCGAAGAAGCUCUUUACGAACAGCCGCCAGAAGCGGCACGUCUCGGUCGACCUCGACGAGGGCGAGAUCGUGGUCAAGGAGGUCGGCUCCAAGAAGCACGCCGACCGCAAUCGUAUUCCAGUCACUGCGCUCGAAGCCGUCGUCGCCGGCUUCCACACCAAGGUCUUCCUCAAGCACGGCAAGGAAGAGCUCGAGCACCUGUGCUUCUCGCUCGUUACCGAGUCGCGCACGCUCGACCUCGAGUGCUCAUCCGAAUCGGAGCGCGAUGCCUGGGUUGAAGCCUUCGCCGCGCUCCGUGCCACGUAUGCGGCGAUGAUGACGUGCGACGGUGACAACGAGGCCGACGAGUAA